Carcharodon carcharias (great white shark) is the source of this 3700-nucleotide messenger RNA. RefSeq names its product plexin-C1-like. The record is from RefSeq and is a predicted model, not a curated record. Lineage: Eukaryota; Metazoa; Chordata; Chondrichthyes; Lamniformes; Lamnidae. Gene Ontology annotation, biological process: semaphorin-plexin signaling pathway involved in axon guidance; positive regulation of axonogenesis; negative regulation of cell adhesion. Gene Ontology annotation, molecular function: semaphorin receptor activity; protein binding. The coding region runs from base 167 to 3700 and encodes 1177 amino acids. Gene Ontology annotation, cellular component: semaphorin receptor complex. The transcript has 22 exons.
CUGUUUAAGCAGGUCUGAAGGCAAGUUCACAGCACACUGAAAAUAUUGGGUACAAGUGAAAGGGUGAGAUGCAAGUUCUCACUUCAACCAGUAAACCAGUUCAGACAGACUGCGCAGACUGGAACCAGCACUGGGCGUGUGUGUAUGUUUGCGUGUGCAGAGGACUAUGAAUCAAGUGAAGGAUGUUUCUCUCUAUUUUCUGCUCUUUAAUUCUUUGGUUGCUUUGGCCAUUGAGGUUAACCCUGAGAGUUUGUUCGAAUUUUCGGCCUGCAUCAAUAACAUUGCGGUGAGUGCAGGUGGCAGAGUGUUUGUAGCCACCAAGAACUCCUUGUACCAGCUGAACCAGAGCUUGGGGCUGGAGGUGCUUGAAAGGACGGGACCUCAUCUGGACGGCCCAUGUGAGGAACAGCAGGGCUGCUGCAUCAAGUGGGAGGAAAAGGCCAACGUGAACAAGAUCCUGAUCGUGGAUGAGAAUAAGAAGCAAAUCCUGACCUGUGGGACAUUGAGACUGGGGGCCUGUGAGGUUAGGCAACUGCAUAAUAUCAGCCAGUACAAGUCAGACCAGCGCUGGAAUGUCGCCUCUAUCUACAUGGAAGCCUCAACAGUCGCUUUAUUGGUAAAAGCCCAGAGAAAGGAUUACCUGCUGACAGCCACCACAUCUACUGAGAAGUCCAGCAGGUUUGUCCCAUCCACCUGCAGAGACAACAGCAGUUACAAGGGGGAUUUUGAUUACACCAUCACUCUAAGGGAUCUUAGUGGAAAAGUUGGAGAUGAAACAUUUUUGGGCUUCACUGAGGCAGAAUUUGGUAAUGCAGUUGUCAAGCUCAAUCAGAAGCACCAGUCUGUGGAGCUCCAGUACAUUCAGGGUUUCCAAUGGCAGAAACAUAUUUAUAUUUUGCAUAAUGCCAUCAACUUAAGUGCAGAGAUCAUCCGCAUGAACAUUGAAGAUUAUCGUACAACCACUGUUUCUUCCUUCUCUCAAGCCACCCUGCUCUGUCCUCAGGGUAAAAAACAAGUUCUCAAAGUCCUGUCCUCUGCCCUUAUCACCCUCUCACCCUCCCAAGCCUUUAUGGUCGCAAUCUUCUCUGGCCAAGGACGUUCCAAAUACAGCCCACUCUGCUUCUACAACCUGACUCAGUUUAAUGGAUACAAAAAGGGCAGAAAAUACUACUUCCAAAUUGAAAACGUGGUGGAAUCCAAUGAAGACUUAAAUCCAAUCCACAGCACAUCAGUGUUUGAACACCCUGGACUACUGUCUGUGUCAGCCAGUGUUGUACAAGGCAGGAUUGUGCUAUUCCUUGGCACAGAAGAAGGGCUAUUAAUUAAGCUGAUAAUGGACAGAAAUUUGGCUGUAAUUCGCCCAAUCGCUUUGUUUGAAUUGGAAAAUGAAGCCCCAAUUCGUCAGGUGACAUUUGACAGAUUGGAUGCCAAUUAUUUGUAUAUAACAGCUGAGAAGACGGUGAAUAGGAUCAAAGUGGCUGCCUGUGCCCAAUACAGUUCGUGCACUGAUUGCUUGUCUGUACAAGAUCCGUACUGUGGUUGGUACAUUCUGGAGAAAAGGUGUUCCUUUGUUCAUGAAUAUGAAAACUCAAGCAAUCCAUCUUACUGCAUUACCACCAAAGGAGGAAGCAACAGCUGCCCAAACAUGACCUUAAAACCUUCGGCGAUAGAUCAUUCCUUCAAGAACACAAAGCUCUUUACAGUAAAAUUAAGAGAGAAAUUCAGCAAUUUCAUGAAUGAAAAUGCAACUUGUACACUGAGGAACGCCAGAAACAACGAAGUAAUUUGCACUGCCAAAUACACAACCCAGUGUUCCUGUAGAGUGUCCAACAAUACCUACACUCAGCUUGAAAAUCAACCAGACCCAGUCACCAUAAAUGCAUCUGUUGAAUUUAGAUCCUUGAAUUUCACCACCCGGUUCACAGUCCAUAACUGUUACAAGAUCGCAACGGCUCGAUUUAAUAAUGCUCCAUGUUCUGAAUGUAUCAAAUCUGGGUGUCACUGGUGUGCGGUAGAACAUCGAUGUACUCCCGCCUUAUCUUGCAAUGGAAACAUAACUAAACAGUUCUGCCCUCAGAUUGAUGGAGUAAAAUUAAACCCAUCUUCAGCCAAGGAUCUCAACAUUUUCCUGAAACAUGCAAAAAUGCUAAAAGAUGCUAAUAUUGGCCUGAAUUGUACGUUUGAUGGGAAGUCAGAAGCAGCCAAUUGGAUCAAUGAUUCUGUCAUCCAAUGUGUCAGGCCUCAGUUUGUGGCUGAAAGGCGGAUAAUUCCUGUGAAUCUUGUCGACAGUAAAAACUCCGGCAGAGUUAUUGAUAAUCCUAACAAUAUCACAGUUUACAGUUGUGAUGUCCAGAAACCAGGCUGUGUUUUCUGUUCUCCAGAAAGGAUUUGUAAGGAAUCAAUUGUUAAGUCUAUAAAACCACAACGGGUGUCUUCAUCUAGGAGGGCCACAGUGACCAUUGUUGGGUUUGGUCUAAAUGUUGGAUCGUGCGCUGUGCUUCAGGUCAAAGGAAUGAGUGACUAUGUUACAGCCAAAUCGAGCAACUGCGCUAUUGAGAACAACACAUUGAUAAGAUGUGUUUUGCCAGAGACAACCCAUGGUAAAAAGACAGCGUGUUUGCUGUAUGAUUCUGAAAGGGACUGUGUGGCUAACAGAACUGCUAAACUGGAGUACAUCAGUAACAUUUUAAUUACAAAGAUUCACCCAACAGUAUCCUGGGCCAGUGGAGGCCGAAGCAUAACGAUAAGUGGCAGGAAUUUAGACGUGGUUGAACAGAUGCAGGCAUGGUUAACUGGUGGCCCGAAGAAACCAGCUGACUGUUCAGUUAUUGAUUCAACCUGGGUCUGUGACUCACCACCUGCUCAGGGCAGAGAAACUCCAAGCAACUAUAGCAUGUUAUUCAAUGUGUCUGGAUCAAAGGAGAAAGUAUUCAAUGUGACAUACCAUGAGGACCCUGAGUUUUACAACUUUAAAACAACUACUGAUGACAAACGACUCCUGAUAACUGUAAUGAGAAAAAAAGAUAAUCUACAACUUCACAAAAGUGAAUUUAAGAUUUCUGUUCGGAGAGGCAAAGAUGAGCGGUCGCAAUGUAAUGUUAUAGAGGUGACAGAAGAUAAAAUUAAAUGUGUACUAAUCACAUCCGAUACUUCGGCAUCAGAAAUUGAAGUGAAAGUUGGAAAAUAUGAAAAAGUUUUAAUAAGCCAACUUCCAGGCAAAUCCAUUUUCGUUAUAUUAAUUGUGAUACCUAUUAUGCUGCUGGUUUUCAUCAUCAUUUAUUUUUGGGCAACUCGUCGCAAGGCCAAGCAGUUCUCACAGAGUCUAUACUGCCAAAUGGAAUCUUUGGAAAGCCAAUUCCGAAACCAAAUUCGAGAAGGUUUUGUUGAGCUUCAGACUGAGGGAUCAGGUGUACAUUUAAUCGAUAAUUAUGGCAGUAUCCCCUUCCUGGAUUACAAACACUUUGCUGCCCAAACAUUCUUUCCUGAGGGAAAUGGAGAGUAUGUGCCCAACUUUGUCGGAGGUCUGAUCGUCACUGCACCUCUGGCACCUGAACAAGACAAGCUGAAUGAAGAAUUCAAUGCCUUGUACAACUUCUUGAGUAAUGAACAGUUUUUGGUGACUUUAAUACACAACCUUGAGCAGCAAAAGGAUUUCUCCAUUAAAGACCAGUUAGUUUUAUCUGACAUCUCUGCUGGUUAA